GAGAUAUUUUUUACAAUUAGUCUGACUGUCGCCUUCGCUUCCUGAUGUCUUUCUAAGUAAGAAAAGAAAAAUGAUGAAGAAACGUUUCACAAUCUUGUUGCUCGUAUGCGUGUUCGCUUAUACCGUCCUGGGUAACUGUCUGUUUGAGAACGAGACUCUAAGUGUGGGUGAACACAUUCGUCGAUGUUUACGCAUUACUUGUUACCCGCAAGGUUCAAUAUCAUUACUUGCGUGUCCUUUAUACCAAUGUCCGGAAGGGAAGCAAAUCGGUUAUCGCGACGUGGAUCCCAGCAAGCCUUUCCCAGAGUGCUGCGAAGGACCGAUUUGUAAAGAGGAAGGAUCCUAAGAAAAUUUUUAUACAUGAUAAGAUCUUCUCUUAUAUCAAAUAUUUUCCUAAAAUAAAAAUAUCGUUCUCGUAAACUUAAAAAGAUACAAGAUCGCUUCUUUUCUGUUAUUAAAAUUUCGAAUUCCGCAAAGAUAAAUAAAAAACAUUAGCAUUAACUCAAUUAAAUCAUUGUCCGAAGUCUCGUUUGCUCGUGAAAUUUCGCGAAAUUGACGAGAAAUAACAACGUUCUUCAAAAAUACAA
Molecule: messenger RNA, 587 nt
Organism: Camponotus floridanus (Florida carpenter ant)
Lineage: Eukaryota; Metazoa; Arthropoda; Insecta; Hymenoptera; Formicidae
Exons: 3
Coding region: 71-346 (91 amino acids)
Source: RefSeq, a predicted model, not a curated record